CCGCGGCCCGGCCCGGCCUCUGAGGGGCCGCGGCCGCCAUUUUGUGCGGCGGCGGGUAGAGCGCGGUGGAGGAGUUAUCGAGGGGUUCUUGGGACGUCGCUCCCUUUCCUGGCCGUAACUUCCAGCGAAGAUGUCGGAGUAUAUCCGGGUGACGGAGGACGAGAACGAUGAGCCCAUCGAAAUCCCAUCGGAGGACGACGGCACGGUUCUGUUGUCCACGGUGACGGCGCAGUUCCCCGGGGCGUGCGGGCUGCGUUACCGGAACCCGGUGUCGCAGUGCAUGCGGGGAGUCCGGCUGGUCGAGGGCAUCCUGCACGCCCCCGAGGCCGGCUGGGGAAACCUCGUCUACGUCGUGAAUUACCCCAAAGAUAAUAAGAGAAAAAUGGAUGAAACCGAUGCGUCAUCAGCUGUGAAAGUGAAGCGAGCAGUACAGAAGACUUCAGAUUUAAUAGUCCUGGGUCUUCCCUGGAAAACCACUGAACAAGACUUAAAGGAAUAUUUCAGUACCUUUGGAGAAGUUCUGAUGGUGCAGGUUAAGAAGGAUAUUAAAACGGGCCAUUCAAAAGGUUUUGGGUUUGUUCGGUUCACGGAUUACGAAACCCAGGUGAAAGUAAUGUCUCAGCGGCACAUGAUCGAUGGAAGAUGGUGUGACUGUAAACUUCCCAACUCUAAGCAAAGUCCGGAUGAACCUUUGCGCAGCAGGAAGGUGUUUGUUGGACGCUGCACUGAGGACAUGACGGCAGAUGAACUCCGACAGUUCUUUGCCCAGUAUGGGGAAGUGGUAGAUGUCUUCAUUCCUAAACCCUUCCGGGCUUUUGCUUUUGUUACAUUUGCAGAUGAUCAGGUUGCCCAGUCUCUUUGUGGAGAGGACUUGAUCAUUAAAGGAAUCAGCGUACAUAUAUCCAAUGCUGAACCUAAGCACAAUAGCAGUAGACAACUAGAGAGAGGUGGAAGAUUUGGUGGUAACCCGGGAGGCUUUGGGAAUCAGGGUGGGUUUGGUAACAGCAGAGGAGGUGGGGGAGGACUGGGCAACAACCAGGGCAGCAACAUGGGCGGGGGUAUGAACUUUGGGGCCUUUAGCAUCAACCCUGCCAUGAUGGCAGCGGCUCAGGCAGCCCUGCAGAGCAGCUGGGGGAUGAUGGGCAUGCUGGCGAGCCAGCAGAACCAGUCUGGGCCCUCGGGAAACAACCAGCCUCAAGGCAACAUGCAGCGGGAACAGAACCAGGGUUUUAGUUCAGGCAACAACUCGUACGGAGGGUCCAACUCGGGGGCAGCGAUAGGCUGGGGCUCGGCCUCAAACACAGGCUCCAGCAGUGGGUUUAAUGGAGGCUUUGGUUCAAGCAUGGAUUCUAAGUCAUCAGGCUGGGGAAUGUAGACGCAGUGGGCUCUGAUAGUGACUUUAUGGUGGGAAAUCAAAUUUUUCUAACUCAUGGUAAGUAUACUGUAAAUUACGUAUAUACUAAAGUUUUCCAAAUGAAUUUGUUCAGUGUGCAGUAUAUUCAGCAGUAUUUUUGACAUUUUUCUUUUCUAAAAAAAAAAAAAAAAAGAAAAAGAAAAGAAAGGUAAAAGGAAUUUUCUAAGUUUUGUUACAUAUCUAGUUGGAAUUCUGAAUGCUUGGAAGUGGACUGCUGUUUGCCUGAUAGGUGAACUAACACUACAGUCGAUAGGAAAGGCUUCUCCUGUAAUACUUUAUCCCUUGUUUCUUGGCUACCUGAAUUCUUUGCAUGUUCAAAAUGGAACCAUUGGUCAGAAACAGCAUUCUCCCUCUUGUUUUUAAUUUGAUCCCACCAUAAGACUCUCCAAGCGCCCUGUUGGACAACACAGUGUCGUUUUUGUUUGUGUUUGUUUUUUUCUUAACACUGUCUCCCCUCCAUACUAAAGUACGAUAUGAAGGCUUCAUUUAAUCUCUGCAGUUCAUCUCAUUUCAAAUGUGUAUAGAAGAAGCACUUCAUUGAAAGCAGUGCUGUAAAUAUUCUGCCUUAGGAAUACUUCUGUCUACAUGCUUUCUCAUCCAAGAAUACUUCAUCACACCGCGCAUGCUGCGUCUUAGACGGUGGGUGUUCCAUUUUUAUCCGCUACUCUUUAUUUCAUGGAGUCGUAUCAACGCUGUGAACGCAAGGCUGUGAGAUGGAACCAGAAGGCUGUUUGAACUUUUGAAACCAUGUGUGGGAUUGGUGGUGGUGCCGAGGCAUGAGAGGGCUGGUAUGUGCGAGAUAAAGGAGCGAGCGCAUGCAGAGACCUGGUGGUGCAUUAAUGGGAUUUUAUUUGACUUGGCGAGAUGUCUCUCAAUCCUGUGGCUUUGGUGAGAGAGUGUGCGGAGAGCAAUGAUAGCAGAUAACGUACGAGUGUUUAUUGCAUUCAAAGGACAUCCACAUGUGGAAGACUUUAAGUGGGCUCUCUACUUAGUUAAUCAAUUAGUUGAAUGUGUUAUGUGAAAUGGAAUAUUUGUAUUUCUUUUCCCUUAUGUCAACUGCUGUGAAUGCUGUAUGGUGUGUGGUUUUUUUUCUGUUAAUGAUCUGUAAGUGUGGUAAUGUGACUUGAAGACGCUGGGGGUUUGUGAUGAGAACAUUGAGCUUGUGGUGUGCUUUGUAAUAGCUCUUUUAGCAGAGAUCACUAGAGCUCAGUGUGCCUCUCCAGGGUGGAAGUUCCACUGUCUGUAAGAUACCCAUAAGAAUGCUGUUUGCUGCAGUUUCGUGUUUGGAUGCUUUUUAUAAGAUUUGUCACUGUAGGAAAUUCUUAAAUAAAACUGAUUUAAGUAAUAUGUGUCUUUGUUUUGCAGCCCUGAAUGCAAAGAAUUCAUAGCAGUUAAUUAAUUUUACCCUUUUGCGAUGAACUUCUGUAAAGCUUUUUGCAGCCACUCGGUUUGUUUCAGAUAAGCAGGUUCUAAAGGAGCCACCGCUCAGCACGUAUCGAUACCCGACACCCACCUCUAAGCCACUGUACCCUUGCACUGUGCAGUGACAUAGAUCUAAAAUCCAGGUCCCACAUCUUGGGGUGCCCGCACCUAGACUGGUAAGCAGUUCCCUCCAGAUUUCAUCUGUGCCAAGGAACAUUACUUGUUCUUUUAGCAGUUGAAGUUCCUUAUCAGAGGUGGGUUGGGGGAAACAGAACUGCUGUUGUGAUGGAUUUCUGUCCACAGCAUCUCCUUUGGGGAUGAAUGUUUUUAACUCGUUUUUAGAUCAGCCCACUCAUGGGAAACAGGGUUCUGCCACACUUCCAGCCCAGAAGAAUGCUGUUAACUCCUGUUAAAACUAGUCACAGGAAAGACUUUCCAGAUGAAUAAAGCAUUAUUAAAUAUACAGAGACUGAUAAAAGUUUGAACUGAGUUAUGACAGCUGCAGAUGUAGGAGGCAGCUUCUUAACAAAGUACACGGUGUUAGAGCAGAAGUUAGUGGAUGGUUAUUUCCACUUGUGGUACGAGCUUGAGGAAUUUGUGUUGUGUUCUUGGGGUUGCAACCCAAUGAAGCUUCGAUCUGUGUUUUCUAUACACCAUAAUACUGCUGUACCUGUGAGUAGUCUGAAUAUGGAUAUUUACACAGUUUUUAACCUAUGUAAUUUUCAAGUGAAACUUCCUUACUCUGUAUCUCACUGAGGCUUGUGAAUAGCAAAGCAUCUGAACAGCAGACAACUGCAUGACUGAGCUUUCCACCUGCAGAAUUUAAAAAUCAGUUGUGCCUUAAUGUGUUUGGUUUAAAGAGGAUUUCUAAACACAGGCUGAGAAAGAAAUCCCACACAUUUGUUCAUAUUCCACUGCAAAAGUUGCUUACAUUUCUUUUUUCUGCACCUUAAUCAGAAUAAUCUCCAAACUGUCCCAUCUGUGAAUUUUGCAUUUUAGCACUUGCACUAUUACCAGCUACUUCUGCUGAGUAACACUUUAAAAUGGUAUUCUUGGACCUCCAAAGACUAACUGUGACCCCCGCAAGGAACCUCAUGGUAAGUUUUUAUAAUUAGCAUGGUUUUAAUUCUGUCUGAAUUGUUCAGGUUUAGGUUUAAGAGGCUGGUUGGCAGCACUGAGUAGUCUUUGCUAGUAAUUUUAGCCUUCCUUCACCUUCAAACAAAAUCUUCUGAAAAUUUUAGAAUUUCAAGUUUCAGUAGCAUUUUUAAACUGCUUUGCAUACUUUAAUGUUUAUAAGUGAGUGAAUAAACUGUCACUGAAAAUACA
Molecule: messenger RNA, 4162 nt
Organism: Parus major (Great Tit)
Lineage: Eukaryota; Metazoa; Chordata; Aves; Passeriformes; Paridae
Gene: TARDBP
Product: TAR DNA binding protein
Exons: 6
Coding region: 131-1375 (414 amino acids)
Biological process (GO): regulation of gene expression
Cellular component (GO): nucleoplasm
Molecular function (GO): RNA binding
Source: RefSeq, a predicted model, not a curated record